Paramecium primaurelia is the source of this 503-nucleotide messenger RNA. The record is from the annotation of a GenBank genome assembly. Lineage: Eukaryota; Ciliophora; Oligohymenophorea; Peniculida; Parameciidae.
AUGAAUUCUGUUACUCAACUUGAGUAUCUAGACAAUUUUACUACUUCAAAAACUUUGUAAUAAAUUGUAAAAGCAUUUCCUAAUCUUGAAAUAUUAAUUGCUGGAGGGAAUUUUUUAAGAGACCUUACAGAUUUAGAUUCUCUUAAAUCUUUGAAAAAACUAGAGGUUCUCAAUAUUAUGAAUGGAAUUAAUAAACCAGUAUAUUAUUUAUUCAUUAUUGUAAGGAUUCUGAAGUUAGAAAAUAUGCUUUUGAAAUAUUGCCUAAUCUUAAAAUUUUAGAUGAAAAAGAUUAAUAUGGAUAGAUAUAUAUUAAACCUAAAUAAGAGAAAAAACAACUUGAAAUUGAAACUUAAAUUAAUAUGGAACAAGAAGAGGUGAGUCAAGAAGAUGAAGAAUCUGCUCUUUGUUCUGAUGAUAGCAAUGAAGAAGAAGAAUCUAAUAGUGAAGAUGAAGAGGAUAGUGAUUUAAGCGAUUUCAUUGAAAAAAAAGUAAAAAACGAAUGA